AUGUUCAUUCUCAUCCUCCUCCUUCUGGUGUUGUCUCUCUUCACCAACAUCCUCUCAAAAUGUAAGAAGAAGAAGAUGCCACCAGGUCCAUGGCGCCUUCCAAUCCUCGGCAACCUCCACCUGCUCAAUCCCAACAAGCCUCACCAAUCCCUCCUCAACCUCUCCAAAAAGCACGGCCCUCUCAUGCUCCUUCAACUCGGCUGCAUCCCCACCCUUAUCGUCUCCUCCCGCGAUGUAGCUAAGGAGGUUUUCACCAACCAUGACCUCACUUUCAGUGGACGUCCUCUCCUCACAGCAUCAAAGAAGCUGUUUAAAAAUAACCCAAGCAUCACCUUCUCUCCCCAUGGCGGUCGUUGGCGCCAAGGCCGCAAGAUUUUCAUGCUUCAGCUGCUCGGCCCCCAUCGCGUUAGAGCUUUUAAAGCAGUACGAGGAGAAGAAAUAGAGGAGUUGGUUGCCAACAUCAAAGAUGUCUUCGUUGUUGCAAAUUUGAGUGAGUUGAUACGUUCAUUUACAAAUAAUAUAGUUUGUAGGGUGACGCUCGGUGAUGAGUUUGGAGAUGGAAGAAUAAGUGGAGAUGUAGUUGCUUUUGGAAACCCAAAGUUUACUUGGCAGCUUCUUUGUGGCAGAUUUCUUUCCUCGGAUGGAAUGGGUUGA
Molecule: messenger RNA, 654 nt
Organism: Phalaenopsis equestris
Lineage: Eukaryota; Viridiplantae; Streptophyta; Magnoliopsida; Asparagales; Orchidaceae
Product: cytochrome P450 71A9-like
Exons: 1
Coding region: 1-654 (217 amino acids)
Molecular function (GO): monooxygenase activity; iron ion binding; heme binding
Source: RefSeq, a predicted model, not a curated record